AUGACAGCCGGCGCGACGCCCAAUCCAGCAGAGGCCGUCGCCGCCGAGGUAGGUUCGUUCUCUCAGCGUGCCUCAGCAUUCCUGUGUCUCCUUCCUGAAGCCGCUGGGCAGAUAAAAUAUGCGGCCUUCUCCUUCGACAGGCGCUUUGCUUCGGCGGAUCGGGAUCUGUCUCUCCUUUCUUGUGCUAACGAGAGAGGCUUCGAGGUGUCAGGCUCUAAUCAGGCGCGGGGGCGGAAGGGAGGGGGGGUCUGUUCUCUGCGUCUUCGGAUAGCGGGCGAGUCGUCGGGUGUGUGGAUUUCCUCUGUCAUUUCAGACGUGUGCCGCACCUCGUGGGACACUGUUUUUGUGGUUUUCUAUGCGUGUUGCGUGCCCGUUCCGGUGCAGCUGGUCAGCUCACUGUUGCGCCGGGACCGCGCGUCUGACUCCUCACCUGCCCAGGAAACUCGAGAGAGGCCUCGUCGCCGCCACCAGCUUGCAUGCCUACUCCACGCUUCGUCGUUGCUGUCGGCGACUUGCAGCGCGUGCUCAGCCGCGCCAGAAAACCGCACGACGUUCUCCUCGUUGAGCAGCGCCUCUGCGGAAGACGCGGGAGGCCGGCUGGGUUUUGACGCAGGCCUGGCGGUCGGCGCGGGGGCGCGAGGGUCUGCCGACUUGGCUCAGAACGUGAUGUCCUUUACGCAGUUCCUUGCAUCGUGUGCAGUUCGAAGGUCCGGUCUUUUUCAACUGGAACGAGAGUCUGCGGCGGCCUCCACGUCGCCUCGAAACGCCUCGCCCGCAAGUGCAGUUGUGCCCGCGUCUGCGGGGGAGCCCGGGAGCGAUUCGGAGGGGGAGGAGGUCGACGAGGAUGCGCGCGACCUGCUGCACGUUCUGCAGAUCUCCGAGUGGCCUGCGUCGCUCUGCGUCUCGCCCGUGCGCUGCGCUGAACGGGGGCGAGAGGUCAGUCGUGCGACACCUGCCGCGGGGCUGAACGGCGCUGCGAAUCCGCUCGAAAAGAAGCGAAGACUUUCGCGGCCAGAGGCCCUCAGCUCCCCCGGGCGGUCUCCAGGUCCCGGCGGCCUUUGCGGCGCGCCGCCGGUCUGCGGCGAACGCCUCGCAAAUCUGAUUUUGCGUGGAGUCGAGGAGGGGGAGGAGGCAGACUCGGAUGCGUGGCUCGCAGGUUUUGAGGACGGCGCCUAUUUGAAGCGCCUCGUCUCGCCCGUGCCACUGGCCAUCGACCGCUACCUCGUCUGGCAUCCGGUGGUGCCUCCGCGCGCCUCCGCGCAGGAGGCUGCGACGGAGGAGGCGCGAGCGAGACUCGAGGAAGAAAAGGAGAUCUUCGAGUCGCAGAGAGGGACGUUUCGGCGGGAGAUCGAGAGCUCCCGUCACAGCAAUCAGACGCUUCAGAAGGAGAACGCGCGCCUCGCCGCAGAGCUCGAGAGGCUACAGCGGCAACUUCACCUCUGCACGCAAGAAAAGGAGCAAAUCCUUCGCGAAGCAUCUCGAGCUGCAGGCUCGCGGCGGUCCGUGCCCUCCGCGUCCUCCUCCUCUUCCCUGCCCGCAGGCCGCCAGGAGCAUCAAAAGGAGUCGGCGGCUUCUGCCUCCGCACCCGCUACCUCCGGUGGCGGUUUCGCUUCGGGCCGGCAGCUUCUCAAGACUCGUCGCGACCGCGGCCUCCUUAGCGCAGACGACGAGGCCGCGCUUGAGGCGCUCGAAGAGGAGCGACGCGCUACUGCCGCGGCCGCGGCCGCGUCCAGCUUCUCUGUGUCUCUUGACGUGGUCACGCAGUUCGGUGCGGCCCCUGCCCGCGUGGCUUGGGUGUGUUACUCUCAGAAGGCGCCGAAAGCGAAAGCGCGAAGCAGCGACAGCCCGGCGUCGCGCGACGCCGGCGAGGGUCUUCCCCCCGGUGUGGACGAUUACGAGGCUCUGCUCGCAGGAGGUGACAUCCGACCAGACAUCAUUCAGUGGGUCUUAAGUAUGAGGCUCGCGCGCACGCCCCGCCACCCGGGGCAGGCGCCAAACUCCGCGGCGGCUCUGAGCAUCAACGAGAUUGCCGGUCUGCAUCGGGUGAAAAAGCUCCUGACCGACAAGAUUAUAAACCCGAUCCUGCGGCCCGAGCUCCACGUGGGGCUUCACCAGGCUCCGCGAGGAAUUUUGCUGUUCGGGCCGCCAGGUACUGGCAAGACUACCCUGGCGAAGUGGAUGGCCGCUUGCUCGGGCGCGAGCUUCUUCGAAGUGACGCCCUCCUCCAUCAUCAGCAAGUUCCACGGCGAGACAGAGACGCUCAUCAAGGCACUCUUCAAAGUGGCUGAGGCAGACAGCCCGUCGCUGGUGUUCAUCGACGAGAUCGACUCGCUGCUGGGCAAGCGAAGAGAGAAAGAAGAUGACACAGGCAUCCGCAUGAAGAAUCAACUUUUGCAAAUGAUGGAUGGCGUGAGCAGCUGCUCUGCGGACAAAGUCCUCGUUGUCGUCGGCGCGACUAACCGCCCAGACAUGCUCGACGAGGCGGCCAUUCGACGACUCUCCAAGCGCGUCCUCGUUCCGCUUCCAGAUUUGGAGGCACGCCGCGUGUUAAUCAAGAGCGUCCUCGACAAGCAAUCCACUGGGGGCUGCACUCUGUCGGAUCAGGAGCUUGGGGACCUUGCGGCGCGACUGGAGAACUGGAACGGCAGCGACAUUCGCAGUCUCUGCGUCUCAGCCUCUGAGCGAAGCUACGACGAAACCGUCGCCAGGUUCGGCGGCAUCCAGAACGUCCCCAGUCGAGACGACUUCCGCCCCAUCUCGUAUGCCGAUUUCCUUGGCGCUCUCGAAGAGGUGCGGCCCUCCUGCACGUCAGAAGAAAGUCUGAAGUUUUUUGACGAGUGGGCGAAGACUCACGGCGCUCUUUGA
Messenger RNA from Besnoitia besnoiti, 2865 nucleotides. RefSeq lists its product as uncharacterized. The transcript is spliced from 14 exons. NCBI's taxonomy places the organism in Eukaryota, Apicomplexa, Conoidasida, Eucoccidiorida, Sarcocystidae. Gene Ontology annotation, molecular function: ATP hydrolysis activity; ATP binding. Bases 1 to 2865 code for a protein of 954 amino acids. The record is from RefSeq and is a predicted model, not a curated record.